UCACCAAGAGAAUAACACAAUUCAUUCAUGUCAAGUUCCUAGCUCGGCGCUGCUCAAGAAUCCGAAACUCAAUACAACUAUUUUUGUCUGCGGGAAUCAGCCCUAUACACUGAAGGCAUUCGCAAUUUAAAAGCCAAGCAGUGCAUUGUGCUCGAGCACUUUUUGACAGGUGCUUGGGUGGACAGAGGAGGAGGAGGAGGAAGAAGAGAAAUAACCAUGUCCAACGGGAAAGACGCACCUGGGACUGCAGACUCCACACAGAUAUCCAUGCAGGCAUGUCUUGAAGAGUGUAUGGAGGCCUUGGAUCUGUUUCUCAACAACCGCUUCAGUGAGAGCCUGGACAAGCUGAAGCUAAGGUCUAAACAGAGUAUGUAUCAUGCUCUGAUCUACGCUACAGUGUUAGAGAUGCAGUCCAUGAUGACCUUCCAACACGAGGACCUUGUCAGUGCCGCCAACACAAUGAAGAGCGCUCAGGAGGUGUGCCAGAGGUUUCGUAAGCGGUCGGGUAGUCUGGCAAGCCGAGCAGCAGAAGAUGAACUGUCUGAAGAGGAGCUCCAUGCUGAGGCGUGUUAUGCUGAGUGCUUGCUACAGAGAGCCGCUCUCACAUUUUUACAGGACGAGAACAUGGUGAGCUUCAUCAAAGGGGGAAUCAAAGUGCGCAGUAGCUACCUCAUUUACAAGGAGCUCCACUCCUUUAUCGAGUCUCACAGCUCUUUCAAAGGGCCAAAUCACAAGCACUUGGAGGGAGGGGUGGCAUUUGGAAUUGGUGCUUUCAACUUGACCCUUUCCCUGUUCCCUGCCCGAAUACUUAAGGUAUUGGAAUUUGCUGGCUUUUCUGGGGAUAAGGAAUAUGGGCUUUGUCGGCUGUAUGAAGGCGCCACGUCCCAUAGCCUGCGCUCCAUGCUGUGUGCUCUGCUGCUGCUCUGCUACUACACGUUCCUCUCCUUUAUUUUAGGGACAGGUGAGGGGGAUGUAGCUGAUGCUGAAAAUCUGCUGAACCCAUUUCGCCUACGAUACCCACAUGGGGCCAUUUUCCUCUUCUUUGCAGGCAGAGUGGAGGAGAUCAAAGGCAAUGUGGAUGAGGCGGUGGCGCUGUUUGAGGAUGGUUGCAAGGCACAGCAGGCCUGGAAGCAGUUCCACCACAUGUGCUACUGGGAGCUGAUGUGGUGCUUCACGUACAAGCGCCACUGGAAGAUGGCCUACUUCUAUGCUGACCUGCUGAGCCAGGAGAGUCGCUGGUCCAAGGCUAUGUAUGUAUACAUGAAGGCUGCUUGUCUCAGUAUGCUGCCGGUGGGGGAGGCGCGGCCCUUUGGGGAGAAUGAGGUGGAGCUCUUCAGACAGGUGCCGACCUUAAAACAGAAGAUAGCAGGAAAGUCUCCACCCACAGAGAAGUUUGCCAUCCGGAAAGCUCGGCGCUACAGGGCCAGCAACCCUGUCCGUCUGCCCGUUCCAGUGCUUGAGAUGAUGUACAUGUGGAAUGGCUUCUCCAUGAUAAGCAAGCAGCGGGAACUCACAGAGGGCAUGCUGGACACACUGCUGGAGGCAGAGCGCACCCUGCAGGCAACUCCUGAGAACGAGUAUACGGUAGAUGACCGCUGCCUGCUCCUGUUGCUGAAGGGCCUGUGUCUGAAGAACCAGAACCGCAUACAGGCUGCAGAAGAGUGCUUCCUCCAGGUUUACAGCAGUGAGAAGAAGCUUAAGUUUGAUCACUACCUAAUUCCUAACUCGCUGUUGGAGCUGGGCCUGCUUUAUAUUGACACAGGGAGGAGGGAGCAAGCCAUCAAACUUCUGCAGAAAGCUAAGAAUAACUACAAGGAGUACUCGAUGGAGUCCCGCACUCAAUUCCGGAUCCAUGCAGCACUAUCCAAACUGAAGGCUGACACAAGUGACCAAGACGAGAUAACUGUUCUAUAAAAAAGCUCAGCUGAAGAGCAUUGUUGAAGACUUCUUCAGUGAACUGCAAUACCAAAGAGACACCCUCAUGCCCUCACCUGUUUUCAUCCCUUGGUACUACCCUGAAAGGUUAUUUAUAAAGGGACCUGGCUCAUGUCAGACUGCACUGGGGAGCUACAAAUAUACUGUACCCUUCUUGGUGUAAAAGCAAUAGCUAAAUUAAGUAAUAGACAAUAGUUAGACCUUGAAGAUUUCAGCUUUUAUGAAGAGUAUUAUACUGUAGAAACUGCCUGACACUGCAGUUUGUACUUUUAGGAGGGAAUUCCUUUUUCAGGCUUUUAAAAAUUUACAAGUUUUUGGAUUCUUGAAUUGGAUGCAGUGUCUGAGUGGCUUUAUGUGAGCACAUUCCAGACUGUCCAUUUUCACAAAGGAACUGAAUGCCCUGGAUUUCAUGGCUUUAUUAAUGUUAAAACUUUCCAGAUUUGCCUGUAGAUUUUGUUCCAUCAUGUCAGCUGCAAAAUAACCAAGGGCCACCUUUUUAAAUUUGACAAAAUCAACAAAGGAAACCUUAAUACAAAGUGCAUGUUCACACCUGUUUUAGUGUCUGUUUGUGAAUAAUGGAUCAAAUGUAUUUGAAGAAUUACUAAAGUUGGUCUGACAGCCA
Electrophorus electricus (electric eel) is the source of this 2557-nucleotide messenger RNA. RefSeq names its product tetratricopeptide repeat protein 39A. Gene Ontology annotation, molecular function: protein binding. NCBI's taxonomy places the organism in Eukaryota, Metazoa, Chordata, Actinopteri, Gymnotiformes, Gymnotidae. The record is from RefSeq and is a predicted model, not a curated record.